Messenger RNA from Solea solea (common sole), 880 nucleotides. It is a transcript of the gene commd4, whose product is annotated as COMM domain containing 4. The transcript has 8 exons. The coding region runs from base 67 to 666 and encodes 199 amino acids. NCBI's taxonomy places the organism in Eukaryota, Metazoa, Chordata, Actinopteri, Pleuronectiformes, Soleidae. The record is from RefSeq and is a predicted model, not a curated record.
CUCACUUCUCCAAUCAGAAGAAACUUCUUCCUGUUCCGUUUGUCUCUGCUCAGCUGACUCGUAGUCAUGCGGUUCCGUUUCUGUGGGGAUCUGGACUGUCCGGACUGGGUACUCGCAGAAAUUAGUACACUAGCAAAAAUUUCAAGUGUCAAGAUGAAACUCCUGUGUGCUCAAGUGCUUAAGGAUUUGCUUGGAGAGGGAAUAGAUUAUGACAAAGUUGCAAAGCUUACUGCCGAUGCGAAGUUUGAGAGUGGAGAUAUCAAAGCCAGUGUGGCAGUGCUCAGCUUCAUAUUAUCCAGUGCAGCAAAGCAUGAUGUCGACAGUGAAUCUCUGUCCAGUGAGCUGCAGCAGCUCGGUCUUCCUAAAGAACACACAACAGGGCUCUGCAAAUCAUAUGAAGACAAGCACUCUGCUCUGCAAGACAAACUAAGAGAGACGAGUCUAAGAUUGGGACAGCUUGAGGAUGUAUCAUGGCGCGUCGAUUACACUCUGAGCUCGAGUGAGCUGAGAGAGGUGAAUGAACCAGUGAUUCAGCUGAAACUCCAGCUAAAAGGAGCAGAGUCAGGUGCCAGUGAGACAAAGGUUGUUUCAGUUUCUGCUGACAAAUUCAGAGUCUUGCUUGCAGAGCUAAAACAAGGCCAGACCAUGAUGAAUGCAUUACAAUGAAGUCUGACUUCGGUGUCUGAACAAGAGCUUGAAAAAAUAUCAACGGAGAGACUGCUGAAAGUGCCAUUAAUGUAACUUGUGUUGGAUUAAUCAUCUUGUGUGGAUUUUUCUGUACAAAGUGAUUUGUCACUGAAGACAAAUCGAUCAAUAGAUCACUGUUUUGUAAAAUAAUACAUAUCAUGUUACUUUUUUUAUUAAAUUUGAAUGCUGUCGA